Messenger RNA from Monodelphis domestica (gray short-tailed opossum), 4115 nucleotides. It is a transcript of the gene SLC22A17, whose product is annotated as solute carrier family 22 member 17. Gene Ontology annotation, biological process: transmembrane transport. Gene Ontology annotation, molecular function: transmembrane transporter activity. Lineage: Eukaryota; Metazoa; Chordata; Mammalia; Didelphimorphia; Didelphidae. The record is from RefSeq and is a predicted model, not a curated record. Gene Ontology annotation, cellular component: membrane.
GAGAGUCUAAAGGAAGGGGAGGAGAGAGAAAGGAGCCUAGAGCUGGAGAAAGGAGGAGGGGGGAUCUAGCAGAGCGGUGGAGCGAGGGCCAGCCAGUGAGCCGGAGCAAUCCGUAGCAGGGAGGGGAGAGGAGGCGGGAGAGCGGCCAGAGGAAGGGAAAGAAGAGGAGGGGCGGGGAGGAGAGAGGAGGUACCCCCCUCCCCAGGCCACAGCGGUAGGCCCCUGCUCCCUGGCUGACUGGACGCCCUCACCCUAUGGGGGGAGCAGCAACAGCUCUAGGGCCAUAACGACCCCUGCCCACCCCCGGAGGGGUGAGUUCCUGGCCCCCAGAAGGUCGGGUCCUCCUCACCCCAGGCUGAAUGGAGCCACGGGAGGGCGAAGGGGAAGGGGAAGGGGGCCCAUCGGCUCCCGAUGCCCUGGGGAGCAGCCUGUCCCUGGCAGCCCCCAGCGGGCCCCCUAGCUUCGAGUCGCUGUUCUCGCAGGUGGGGGUGGUGGGGAGGGCCCAGCAGGUGCAGCUAGGCUUGAGCUGCCUGCCCCUGCUCUUCGUGGCCCUGGCUCUGGCCUCAGACCCCCUCCUCACGCUGGUGCCGCCCCUGAGAUGCCGCCUGGGCCCUCCCUCCGCCAAUGCCUCCGAGUGGGAGCCGACCCUCAACACCAGCGAAGAGGCCUGCCCCCCGCCCCCGCCCAACAGCACCCGGUGCCCCCAUGGCUGGGACUACAGCGGGCUCCCCGUCCUCACCAACAACAUGGUCACCGAGUGGGAUCUAGUCUGUGAGAGGGGCUGGGAGGUAACCCUGGAGCAGAUCCUCUUCCUCUUAGGCUUUGCCUGUGGCUACCUGAGUCUGGGCCAUCCUGCAGACAGGGUAGGACGUCGAGGGGUUAUCCUGCUGGCCUUGGGGCUAGCCGGUCCCUGUGGGGUCGGAGGGGCCGCGGCUGGCUCCCCACCCAGCCUUACUGCUCUUCGAUUCCUUCUGGGCUUCACGCUAGCCGGGGCUGACCUCGGCCUCUACCUGACCCGCCUGGAGUUAUGUGAGCCCUCCCAGCGGCUCCGAGCAGUCCUGGCAGGAGAGCUGAUGGGAGUAGUGGGACAGUUUCUGCUCCUGGGCCUGGCUCUGGCCUGCAAAGACUGGAGACUUCUGCUCAGACUGAUCACAGCUCCCUGCAUCCUCUUCUUGCUCUAUGGCUGGCCAGGUGUCUUCUUGGAGUCUUCAAGGUGGCUCUUGGUGUCUCGUCGGACCACAGAGGCCCAGACUGUGUUGAGAAUUCUGGCUCAAAGGAACAGACCAAGGGGGGAGCCCCUGGGGGAUGAAGCUGAAGAAGCCCUUCGAGAUUUGGAGAACACUUGUCCCCUUCCAGCCGCUGCCCAGAUCUCCCUCUCAGCCUUGCUUAGCUGUCGAAACAUUUGGAAAAACCUGCUUAUCCUGGGCUUCACCACCUUCAUUGCCCAUGGGAUUAGGCAUUGCUACCAGCUUGUGGGAGGAGGAGUGGGACGGAAGUCCCAGGUCGACUUCAACCUGUAUUCCCUGCUGGCUGGUGGCACAGCAGGCUUGGCCUGUGUCUUCCUGGGGGUUACCGUUGACCGUUUCGGCCGCCGGGGCAUCCUGCUGCUCACAAUGACCUUCACCGGCAUUGCCUCUCUUGUGCUGUUGGGCUUGAGAGAUUAUCUGAAUGAUGUGGCUAUCACAACGUUCUCCAUUCUUGGCCUCUUCUUCUCCCAAGCUGCCGGAGUCCUUAGCAUCCUUCUUGCGGCCGAGGUCAUCCCUACAACAGUCCGGGGACGGGGCUUGGGCUUAAUCCUGGCACUGGGGGCACUGGGUCAGCUGAGUGGUCCAGUACAGCGUCUCCAUGCUGGUCGUGGUGCCUUCCUGCAGCAUGUGGUCUUGGCAGCCUGUGCCCUCCUCUGCAUCGUCAGCAUCAUGCUGCUGCCUGAAAGCAAACGCAAAGCCCUUCCAGAGGCCCUGAGGGACGGAGAGCUCUGUCGUCGGCCCUCCUUGCUAAGGCCACCCCCCCCAACCCGUUGUGAUCAUGUCCCACUGCUUGCCACGCCAACACCUGCCCUCUGAGUGCCAUGGGGGGAUGCUGACAGGAGAAUGGAGGGCACUACUUUUGAAAUGCAGAGGCUAACAGAUGCCAUGAUGGAGAUAGGAAACCCCAGAGCAUGCCAUGCUGGUUAUAGGAAGGCCAGGGUACGCCAAGAGUGGACCACAGACAUGAAGGAAGUUGAGUGAACCUUCUCCAAUAGGAAUAUGGAGUUCACAAAGGCCACACAGAAAGCAGAGUUCAGCACAUCCCAGCCUGUGGGAUGCCACAUUUAGACAAGGGGAGAUCAAAAGCCUGCUUCCCUUACUCCUCCCUGCUAUUUUGUGGUCCCCCUGUCUGGGGAAAGGAUCAUGGAUUUCCGUAUGGUGAUCCCCUUGCAGAGGACACAGGUGUGGACUGCAGUAAGAGCAGCAGGGCUCUCUCUAACCUCACCCAGGGAUACACAAUAAAGAAAUUUUAAAUGGAAGAACAAUGAGGAGUCUGAACUUUCCUCCUCUUUUUUUUUUUGGACUGUCCUGUACGUGGCCAUCUCUUGUGAAGGGAGGGUGUCUCUGAGGUCUGAAACAUACCAAUCCCGUAUCCCGCCAUUUCCUCCCUCUCACUGGGCUCUGGAGAAAUGAUUUUUGCUACUUUCCUUCAUCAGCUAUUGUCCCAUGAACAGCUACUAGAACAACUCCUAGGGAUGGAAGAGAAUAGCCUUAACGGGGCUGGAAUAUUUCAUUUGGGGAUCUGUUCUCUCCUGUUACCACACCUAAAUUCCUUCAAGAAAGAUUUAGAUGCAGGAAUGGGAAGCGGCUGCCCAGACCAGGAGCUGAUUAUCAACCCCAUGAAUUACUUCAUUCAUGCAACAAAGAUGUAUUGAGCCUCCGUGUGUUCUAGGUCCUAUGGGAAGAAAUGAGGAGGCACUGCAUCACAGGUGCCCUCUGCCCUCAAGAAGCAUAUUAUGAUCUGGUUGGAAGUCAACACAUGUCAAAACUAAACAAUACCAAGGCAAUUCAUGUAAAACAGCAGUUCAGAACCCUGCAGCUCAUCUCGGAGCCUGCUUACUCAAAUGUGAAAUGGAAUUCUUAUUGCUUGCACUCCCUAUUUGAUCAUGUUGGUGGGAAAGAAAUGCUUGUAAACUACAAUGUUCUAGAGAAAUGUAUGCUAUUAUUAUUACAAGUGCCAUAAAAGUUUAGAGGAAGAAGAGAGCACCUAGAAUGAGAGGCAGAGUAGGAGAGUAGGAUAGUGUUGGGACUUAGGGUCAGAGGUCCCGAGUCCAAAUCCCUCCUCUAUCACUGCUUAUGUGACCUUAUACCAGUCCAUUCUCUCUGAGUUUCAGUGUCCUUAACUGUAAAACAGAUUGAAUGAGAUAAAUUUAAGGUCUCUUUCAACUCUAAACCUAUCAUCCUUUGAUUAGUGUUCAUUGGGAUGUUAAGAGCUGAAUGGAUCUUUAGAGGUUAGUCCAAUCUCCUCAUUUUACGAAUAGGGGAACCAAGGUCCAGAGAAAUAACUUGUCUAUAGUCACUGAAGGCUGAAGUGACCAGAAGACCUCACUGGGGGUGUUUGGAGAAGGUGGGAGAAGGGAUAAGGAUCUCCAUUUGGGGCUUGAAAAGUAGGAUUUGUUUAGGUAAAGACCAAGAAAGAUACUUCCAGUGUGUGGGCAGAGCAUGAAGACAAGAAUCGAAUAAGCAUAGUAUUUUCAGUGGUCAGUUGUUUUAGGCAAGAGAUAGUAAGAGCUCUUUUAAGGAAAGAAUAACUGCAGGGCUAUGUGGACUAAUAAAAUCAUAUAUGAGAAAGCACUUUUGAGAUCUUUAAGAGGAAAAAAUCCCAUAUAAACCUAAGGUUGUUUCCUAUGGAAUAGGGAAACAAACCCCUUUGUAAUUCUUCAUUAAAAGGGCAGUGCUCUUAAAAUUUGGACCAAGAAAUUCUGGGAUGCACAGUCACUGGAAGUAUCAAAGAAAAGAUAAGUAGGAGUCAGAAUUCCCCCUAUCAGCUUGGGUUAUGGGUAAUAUGGAAAUAAUGCCCCACCUACAUCUAUCUACCUCUGGAGAUUUUGUGUGAACUGAGUAUUAAAAUCAUAUAUGGGAAAGGUC